This is a messenger RNA of Leptidea sinapis, 2332 nucleotides long. RefSeq names its product prenylated Rab acceptor protein 1. NCBI's taxonomy places the organism in Eukaryota, Metazoa, Arthropoda, Insecta, Lepidoptera, Pieridae. The record is from RefSeq and is a predicted model, not a curated record. The transcript is spliced from 6 exons. The coding region runs from base 101 to 700 and encodes 199 amino acids. Gene Ontology annotation, cellular component: Golgi apparatus.
CAGUUGACACGAAUCUUGAAGAAUCACGAAACAAAUUUAUAUCAAGUAAACUUAUAACUAAUUUGAUUAUACAUCCAUCUAAUAACUAUAGAAUUUAAUAAUGUCUGAGAAAGUUAAUAUAGAAAUUGAACUUCCGGGAGAAAUCAACGCAACAACUGAGAAAAAGGGUUUUCAAAAGUAUGUGUAUGAUAUGGAACUAUUAUUCCAACAUGUUCGUAGUGGGGCAGCACCCGCAUUGGUUAUGGGGGUCCUGGCCAAUCGAAGGCCAUGGACACAAUUUGUGGCCACAGAAAAUUUUAAGUCACCACCAUCUAUACCGAGACUAUCCAGAAGAUUCUAUCGGAAUGUCGAGUACUUUCAAGCAAACUACUUAAUUGUGUUUCUGGGGUUGUUUGCAUACUGUUUAAUCACAUCUCCACUUCUUCUCAUUGCGAUGGUUGCUAGCUUCUUCGGCUAUAAGAAACUAACUGCUGGUCCAAACACUUGGAAGAUUGGCGGAUGGGAACUGAGUAAGACCCAGCAGUACACAGUCGCAGCAGGUUGCUCCAUGGUUGUCAUGUGGCUGGCAGGCGCAGGAGCAGUUCUUUUCUGGGUCCUAGGUGCGACAGUGACAGUAGUAGCUCUGCACGCCAGCUUGUUUGAUGCAGAGACGUUACCGCCUUCAGAUCCUGAUUCGUUUCCGCUGAUCGAGCAAGUGUGACGUCACGAACUGCCGAUAUAACUUACUAUUGGCUACUUGACUGUUUUUCCAAAAGGGUUAUAUAAUCUACAAUUAUUUAUUAGGUACCGCUCACAUCAUUUUUUUAGCGAGUAAAUAUUUAAAUUUAUAAAAUAAUAUAUUUCUUAAUAAAUUUUAAUGUUUCGCGCAGUCAUUGAUGAAGGCACAUUAUAACAAGCAACAAAAUACUGUUCUAUACGGUACUAAGAAAAGAAAACGGAUGUUUGAUAUAAUGUGACGUCACGCACAACGGACAAGAUGGUCGUCGCGUUUAGGUUAUUUAAGUAAACAGAUAAAUAAUCCCAAACUACUUACACAAUUUUUAAAAUACUUGUAAGUUUUGCUAAAGAAAUAUUUUAAAACUAGCUGAUACCCACGACUUCGUCCGCGUACACAUGACUGACGGAGUGCUAUUAGAAAUCGUUGUUUCUUAAAACUUUAAUCAUUUUAUAUGAAAUUAUUAUAUCGCAAUAUUUUUUUAAGGUAAGGGCCAAGUGUUUAAGAAAUAAAAAUAAGAAGACUUAAUUGAAAUCUAUUCAGUAGUUUUUCCGUGAUGCGAGCGCAAAUGAACCGUGAACCUCUAUAAGUCGUGCCAAUAAAGAAAAUGAAUGAAUUUGGAUAACCUUCAUAGCGGGAAUUAAAUAACCGCACAAAUAUUGUCGAUGUGGCUUAUUUUGACAAUCGAGGCAUAGCUUAUACAAAAGAUUCCAUCUAUUCCUCAUCAUUUAUUUUUACAAUCUUUUCUCGUGAUGGACACCUUACUUUGUUUUGUGAGAGCAUCUUGAUUAUUAUCAUAUUGAUCUACAUUUGUUUCAGCCAGGCGUUGUUUUAUUAUAUUCUACUUUUUUUAUGAUAAUAAGGGACGAGACGAGCAGGACGUUCAGCUGAUGGUAAUUGAUACGCCCUGCCCAUUACAAUGCAGUGCCGCUAAGGAUUCUUGAAAAACUCAAAAAUUCUGAUCGGCACUACAAUUGCACUCGGCACCUUAAGACAUAAGAUGUUAAGUCUCAUUUGCCCAGUAAUUUGCGCCGUUGUGGUACCCAUAAUCUAGCCGGCAUCCUGUGCAAAGGAGUUCCGUUCGAUUUAAGUCGCUAUUGUAUGUUGGCAAUCACAAGACCACACAAUUUUUCGGAGAACGGUUUGUUGUUAAAAAGAGUCCAGUUUUGUCCAAUCUUCCUCAAAAAUAAAUUUGUGUUCUUUCAUCCAUUCUAUAAUUUCAUUUUUAUGCAUCCACUUUUUUUAUUUCAUUUGUUGGAGCUAUGUGUGUAUGCAUUGCAUUGCGUCCACUACGUGUGUGUGCGAGUAUAGAAUCCGAUAUGAUGUGAAAAGGAUAGCAAUAUCUAUUAAUAUUUUCCUUAUAGGCACGACUAAUAUAUCAAUUUAUUUAAAAAGAUUAUUGUUUAGUUAUUUAAGGUAACAUCUUAUACCAUUUAAUAUUUUAUUGUAACAACUAUCAAGUAGUCAAUUGCACAAGAUAACACUUAAGUGGGGAUACUUAAAUAAUAUCUGGAUUUUAAUAAUAAUAUAUCUUUUAAUAAUGUUUAUAGUACUAACUUAUAAUUAAUUUAUUAAUAUAUAUUAUACUGUGUGUAAAUAAAAUUAUUUUUAGUUGAA